Molecule: messenger RNA, 2927 nt
Organism: Neocloeon triangulifer
Lineage: Eukaryota; Metazoa; Arthropoda; Insecta; Ephemeroptera; Baetidae
Product: high affinity cGMP-specific 3',5'-cyclic phosphodiesterase 9A
Exons: 13
Coding region: 234-2453 (739 amino acids)
Biological process (GO): cGMP catabolic process
Molecular function (GO): 3',5'-cyclic-GMP phosphodiesterase activity
Source: RefSeq, a predicted model, not a curated record
UCGAGCCGGUGCGGACGCGGACCAAAGUGUUCAAUGCAGCUGCCUAGGGAUUGAAAAUAAGGCGCAAGGUCUUUCUCUCGCUGGAAUUGAACUGCAGAUGGGAGAGCAGGUGUGCAAUAUCAGCUUGAAAUUUCACCUGGGUCGAACCUCGAACCCUUCUGGCAACACCAACCCUGUAUACUAGCACGCGCAGCACACUCGAAAAAACUCAUUCUGAUGGGCCGUGAAAUCUGAUGGAGCCUCUGCUCAACUCAAAGCAGCAGCAAUGCUCUUUUUGUGGCAUUUUUCAACAAGAAAAGAACUUUUAUUUCAAAGUCGGACUCAAAGACGAGGUCCUAAGGAUACCAGUCACCAUUCAAAAACCUGAAUUUAUAGACAUGUUGCGCACCGCGGCCGAAGUUGACAACAGCGAAAUUCUCAAAGUAUACUCAAACCCCGGCCACCUAGUCAAUAUUUCACCAGAUCUGCCCGCCAAUUCACCAGAUUCGCCAUAUGAGCUGCACGUGAUUGCGACAAAUUGCAAUGAUAUUAUUCGCAGGGAAUUGUGCGUCGAUUUUGACGUGCUCAACAAUAGAAUCAGUGAGCUGGAACAAAUGCUGAAUCCGGACAACGUGGACGUCUCGAAGGCCAUUACCAGUCUGCGUAAACAAGUGGAAACUUUCCGACUCAAGCUGGAAAACUUCAAAGACCAGCAACUGCUUGGUUCCCAAGAGCCUCACUUGACAAAGAAUGAAAAGCACAACUGGAUUACGCUUAAACAAACAAAUCAACAUAGAUUUGAACGUCGCGGUGCAGAGGAGAGGCUUAUUGUCUGGCACAAAUUUGUCAAAAUUUGUGAAAUAUCAGUUUCGGAAGACGUUCAAUACAGACUUCGUCAAGUGAAUUUUAAUAUUUACGAGUGGGAGGACGAAGAGUUGCUUAUGCUUCUGCAGCAAAUGUACUUGGACCUUGGUCUGAUGUCCACUUUCGCUUUGGACCUCAGCACCUUGAGAGCCUUCCUUUUCCAAGUAUAUGAGAACUAUAAUGAUGUGCCCUUCCACAACUUCCGACACUCAUUCUGCGUAGCACAAAUGAUGUAUGCAUUAAUAUGGGCGGCAGGCCUUCAGAAGAGAAUGGGUGACCUGGAGACGCUAAUGCUCAUCACCUCGUGCAUCUGCCACGACUUGGACCACCCUGGCUACAACAACAUUUACCAGAUCAACGCACGUACAGAGCUUGCCAUUAGAUAUAAUGAUAUCUCACCAUUAGAAAAUCACCAUUGCUCAAUCGCAUUUCAAAUCCUGUCACGGCCGGAGUGCAAUAUUUUCAAACGCUUCACGUUUGAGCUUUUCCGCCAGGUGCGCGAGGGCAUUAUUCGAUGCAUUCUGGCCACCGAUAUGGCGCGCCACAACGAGAUACUUGAGCAAUUCCGAGAAAUAACACCCGUGUUUGACUUCAGCAACACUGCACACACUAAUUUGCUUUCGAUGGUUCUUAUAAAGGUGGCUGAUAUCUCUAAUGAAGCGCGUCCAAUGGAAGUCGCAGAACCCUGGUUAGACAGGCUCUUGCAGGAAUUUUUCACGCAGAGUGACAAAGAGAAACUUGAAGGACUGCCAGUCACGCCUUUUAUGGACAGGGAUAAAGUGACCAAGCCAUCGUCGCAGUGCAGCUUCAUUGGGCUGGUCCUGCUGCCACUUUUUGAAGCAUUGGCUAAUCUCCUGCCUGAGCUACACGAUAUGAUAAUUAAGCCGGUUAAUAUUGCCUUGGAUUACUACCGGCGGCUGAAUGAGGCGGCACGCGAGAGACGCAGCUUGGAUCUUCAGUUGUCCGCGGACAACAGUCCACUGACGGAUCAGGCCUCGUCUCCAAGCGAAACCAAAAGGAGGUCCGUCUCGGUGGACAGCAAUUCGAGACAGGGUCGAGUCAGCAUUCAUUCUAAUAGCGAGCUACUGCGUCAGAUCAGCAUGAUAGAGGAGGCUGACGCCGCUGCUGAGGUCACAGAGGUUGACAUUUGUGAAAAGACGCUGAAAUUCAAAAUCUCCACAGAGCACACCGUAACUUCUCUUAGGAAGGGAAGCAUGGGGACCUCUGUCAAAGUGUCUCCCUCGGAGGAUGAACCAAAGUGCAGAAAGCAAUCGUUUUUCUCAAAGCUGCGCUUCUUUCGUGACAAAUGUCCGGAGAAAGACGUCAAGAAACCUGGCACACGACGAAAGUCUUCAUCAUCCUCAGAAUUAAACAAGCAGUUCAGCUCGGACGGUGCCAGAGGAGGUUCAACGACCCCACAGGAAGGCGUUUUGUCAUCUGGCAGUCUAGACUGCGUGCUGGCGACAGAAAAAUCGCACAACAAAAAGCAGCGACGUUUCCAAAAACUCAAGACCUCCGACGGUAGUCGUAGCCCAAUCAAAAGUAAAGUAGCCUCUCUGGUAGGUAGUUUUCGAAAAAACCGGCGCUCUGAUAAUUUGAAGACUAAUUAGAUUCUUAGGUGUGUCAUUAUGUAAUCUGUUUUUUGUUAAUUAUAUACAGUAUGUUAGUGUGUCUAUUUUGUACUUGUUAACAAACCGCCGAAAACUAUGUAUAUAUAGUUAAAAAAAUUUGACCAAAAUUUCUUUAACUGCGUUGAUGUUGCCACAGUUUAAAUGUCUAAAUGAGACCAAAGACACUCGUGUCUCUUAAUUCUUCUGGUGUAAAUAAUACUGCCAGUGAGAGAAAAAUCAUAUGGUCCAAUUUAAUCACAGUGUCAUCUUCCUCUGUAAUGUGAUCCACUUAAACGUUUUGAAACCUGUGAAUUGAAAAAAGGCAAAAAUUUUGUUUUCAAGUAGAAAUAAUAGUAGAUGCCAAAAAUUUCACUCUCAGGUUCCUCUUAGCGCAGUCCAAUGACAACUAUGAACCAACGUAUGAGCUUCCAAUAUAACAAUCCCUAACUAAAAAUUAAAAUUUGCAUUAAUGCA